UUGAUUCAGUUCAAAUUCAGCACUGAAUCCAUAAACAGAUCAGCAAUUUAGAAUAAAGCGGACAGUAGACGACACACAUGGAAAAGUGGUCUGGUAAAGUUGCUCUGGUAACUGGCGCCAGUUCAGGCAUCGGUCAGGAUAUCGCCCUAGCCUUGGCAAACGCAGGUAUGUUAGUAGUGGGAAUAGCGAGACGAGCGGAAUUGGUUGAUGCCCUAGCGAGUCAAGUCACCGGAAGUGGACGGAUAUAUGCCAAAAGAUGUGACGUUGGGAUCGAGGCAGAAUUAAUGGAAACAUUCGAUUGGAUUCGUAAGGAUUUGGGCGGAGUCGACGUUCUGAUUUGCAAUGCAGGGGUUUUUCGGUGUAACUUUAUAACACAAAGCGAUUCCUCUGAUUUCCGAGAAACAUUCAACGUCAACGUAGUUGCCGCUUGCAUCUGCAUCCGUGAAGCCGUGAAGGAUAUGAAGGAUCGAUCCGUCCCAGGACAUAUUUUCAUAAUCAACAGUAUACUCGGAAAACGAAUUCCAGAUAUUGCAGUCCCAAUGUUUGGAGUAUACCCAGCUUCGAAAUAUGCUCUGACCGGUCUGGCCGAAGUUGUUCGAAAAGAACUAAUGUUUUUCAAACUUCCCAUCAAAUUGACUAGCAUACAUCCUGGAAUGGUCCAAACGGACAUGAUAAAGGUAUUUGAUUCCGCCCUGGCGCAACGACUCCCAAAACUGAAGGUCAACGAUAUAACGGCUAAUGUUCUGUACAGUUUGAAGGCACCGACGGAAGUACAUAUCGAAGAGCUGAUUGUUAUGCCAGGAGUUAUUCCGGUCCCCGAAUGAGAAUCAAUUCUGAUAGAAGCUGCAACGUGAAUCUCAUAAACCCUAACGGCAAAACAACAAUGAAACCAAGCACAAGGGUACAACAAUUUCAUUAAUUACAACCAAUAAAAUUGAGUAACGUUCUCUGCUCAUCGACGGAUAUUGGAAGAAAGUAAAGAGAUGUUCAUAUAUAAUUAAAACUGAACCCGAUUCGAUUAUUACGUGACCUCA
Toxorhynchites rutilus septentrionalis is the source of this 1034-nucleotide messenger RNA. It is a transcript of the gene rdhB, whose product is annotated as farnesol dehydrogenase. Gene Ontology annotation, molecular function: oxidoreductase activity. The record is from RefSeq and is a predicted model, not a curated record. NCBI's taxonomy places the organism in Eukaryota, Metazoa, Arthropoda, Insecta, Diptera, Culicidae. The coding region runs from base 78 to 824 and encodes 248 amino acids. The transcript is spliced from 4 exons.